UUAUUAUUGUUCAUAGUUGAAUCGUGAAUAAUAUUGGGACAAUGAGUGGUAGAGGAAAGACCGGUGGAAAGGCAAGAGCCAAGGCGAAAUCUCGUUCGUCCAGAGCAGGGCUGCAGUUCCCAGUCGGUCGUGUUCAUAGGCUGCUGCGAAAAGGAAACUAUGCUGAACGUGUGGGCGCUGGAGCUCCGGUCUAUCUGGCCGCGGUGCUCGAGUACCUGACUGCUGAAAUCCUAGAGCUGGCCGGGAACGCUGCCCGGGACAACAAGAAAACCAGAAUCAUCCCGCGUCACCUGCAGCUCGCUGUCCGCAACGACGAGGAGCUCAACAAGCUGCUGGGAGGCGUCACUAUCGCUCAGGGCGGAGUGCUGCCUAACAUUCAAGCCGUUCUGCUGCCCAAGAAAGCUGAAAAAGUUCCGAAGAGCAAAAACAUGUUCAUAGUGGACGUGAAGGAAACUGUAGAAGACGCUCCUCAGAAGACCGCUACCAAGCCUAAGAAAGCGGGUCCCAGCGUGUCGGAUCUCAUCGUUAAGGCAGUGUCUGCUUCCAAGGAGCGCAGCGGGGUGUCUCUGGCCGCGCUCAAGAAAGCUCUGGCGGCCGGCGGCUACGACGUGGAAAAGAACAACUCCCGGGUCAAUACGGCGGUCAAGAGUCUGGUGAGCAAGGACACCCUGCUGCAGACCAAGGGCGUCGGCGCUUCUGGCUCCUUCAAACUCAACAAUAAACGGGUUAAGAAGCCCAGGAAGUCUCCCAAUAAAACAAAGAGAGCAGCAACGUUGAAGGAGGCAGACAACAGCCCCCCAAAAGCUCGGAGCACGAAACCCAAUCCGAAGGAUGCCAGAACGUAUAAAAGAGCUCAGAGGGUGCGUUUUUAUUUAUUGUUUGGUUUACAGUUAGAAACUAGAAAAGAAAACGAAAUGACAGGAAGAGGAAAGACCGGCGGAAAGGCAAGAGCCAAGGCGAAAUCUCGUUCGUCCAGAGCAGGACUGCAGUUCCCAGUCGGUCGUGUUCAUAGGCUGCUGCGGAAAGGAAACUAUGCUCAGCGUGUGGGCGCUGGAGCUCCGGUCUAUCUGGCUGCGGUGCUCGAGUACCUGACUGCUGAAAUCCUAGAGCUGGCCGGGAACGCUGCCCGGGACAACAAGAAAACCAGAAUCAUCCCGCGUCACCUGCAGCUCGCUGUCCGCAACGACGAGGAGCUCAACAAGCUGAUGGGAGGCGUCACCAUCGCUCAGGGCGGAGUGCUGCCUAACAUUCAAGCCGUUCUGCUGCCCAAGAAAACCGAGAAACCGACCAAGAGCAAAUAAAGCAUCAAAACGACCCGUGUACUUCAACAACAAAGGCUCUUUUAAGAGCCACCCA
Molecule: messenger RNA, 1356 nt
Organism: Acipenser ruthenus (sterlet)
Lineage: Eukaryota; Metazoa; Chordata; Actinopteri; Acipenseriformes; Acipenseridae
Exons: 4
Coding region: 42-1301 (419 amino acids)
Biological process (GO): nucleosome assembly
Cellular component (GO): nucleosome
Molecular function (GO): protein heterodimerization activity; structural constituent of chromatin; DNA binding
Source: RefSeq, a predicted model, not a curated record